Pecten maximus is the source of this 3176-nucleotide messenger RNA. RefSeq lists its product as uncharacterized. Lineage: Eukaryota; Metazoa; Mollusca; Bivalvia; Pectinida; Pectinidae. The record is from RefSeq and is a predicted model, not a curated record. The coding region runs from base 435 to 3176 and encodes 913 amino acids. Gene Ontology annotation, molecular function: protein binding. The transcript is spliced from 12 exons.
AAUAUCUAUAACUGCAGUCUCAGACCUACCCCGGACUACCAGUCGGUUUCAGUCCUACCCCGGACUACAGUCGGUUUCAGUCCUACCCCGGACUACAGUCGGUUUCAGUCCUACCCCGGACUACAGUCGGUUUCAGUCCUACCCCGGACUACCAGUCGGUUUCAGUCCUACCCCGGACUACAGUCGGUUUCAGUCCUACCCCGGACUACCAGUCGGAGACAUCUCUUCUUUCCGUAGCUUUACAUCUGUUCCAUACAGUUUGAUGACACUGAUAAAAGCCUUGCCUCUCCUGGCCGUCCUGUCUACAGAAGUAUCCUUUGGGAAAGUUCUCUUUUGAACAAACCUGUAUGUGACAGGUUUAUGUGAGCGUGCAUACUAGACGUACCACUCAGCAGCUCAAAGGCGACUUCAACAACACAACAUUAAUCGGAUAAAUGUGGAAAACUGAAAUGGAUUUCGUCGACUUUACCCGUACCUCCCAUACACUGGAGUAUAUGUAUAACGAGGAGCAGGAGAAGGAUUGGCCAGAAUUUUUCGAAUUAUAUAAAGACAGAUUUCCCCUGUUGGCAUACAUUGUCGGCGGAAACUAUGGAGAGACUGUCUAUGAUGACUUCUGCAGUGACCAGAUAUAUCGAGUCCAAACGUAUUCCAAUCAGAGACGUAUAGUAGCCAAAGCAGCGAAAGUGUACGACCGCUUUAUUGAUAUCUACCUUUCCCUCCCGAUCGACACUAAACACCAGUUCUGUGUGCUGAAGGGACAUAGAGGAAAAGCUGAAGCACCUAAAACUUUAAAGGACAUUGUAGAGAGUAAUCCGUUCCCGAUUCAAGUGAAGUUUGCGCCAGAUGAAAGAGAGAUAUACGUGGGGAACAGUCGCGAAGAUGUGUCUUCGUACGCCACAAUAUUGUUGACACGGGAGUAUACAGAGAACUUCAUUCUAGGCAACUGUAUAAUGAAUGGACAAGUAUGUAAAACUGUCACAGUAGCAGCUAUCAGUGCUUUGAUAUCCGUGGCACCUGUCUCGGGCAUCAAUGGAAAGUCAGCAGAGUUUUUCCGAAGAUUUCUCAGCGAUUUGCAGGCAUCUUUAGCUGAUGUCAAAUAUGAUCGUACUGUGGGAAAUACAAGUAUAACCAAAAUAACUCCUGAGGGUACAGGAACCGGAAACAUUCUUCCAAAGCUUGAUCCGCCCCUGCUUCCGGUUGAUGGGGACUCUGAAGAUUCAGAUGAUGAUCUCUAUGAGUUGCCCAUUGAACCUUCUAUCGGACCCGACCUACCACAGCGAACGCCGACAAAUCCGACUACCACCACGACGUCUGGGAAUCCAUUCGCUGCAAGACAGGUCUACGAAAAUGCGGCUAUUGUGAGCCCCAUGCCAUCAACCUGUAUACCCCCAAAGGUUACUGGAGGUAAACAACAUUCUGCAGUGAUAUCUAAGAAAUCUACUAAAAAUCCGGCUUCCUCAUCUCUCAAUUCGUCAACUUCCACACCGGAAAGGAAACCACAAUCGGCAGGAGACGGUUUAGUAUCGGCACGUGGUCCUCUUCCAACCCCAAAAGGCCCUCUAGUGAGAAGUGAUACUAGUAGUUUGUUUAGUGAGGGUAAUUACUUUGAUAUGAACGAGGCAGAUGACACGUAUGAAACGUUAAGCUCAGUCGUACCAAAUAAAGAGGAGAACGAUAGCAAAAACGGCACUGGAAUAGCAAGGACCGAAGAUGUGCCAAACGAGGAAGCUGCAAAUGACCAAACAAUUGGAGGAAAACAACAUUUGAUCGGAUUAUCGGUAGAGGACAUUGGGGGGUGUUUGCGAAAAUUGGGACUUGAUAAAUACGUUGGUCGGUUCGCCGAAGAUAUGGUUGAUGGUGUUAUUCUGUUUGAACUGACCAAGAGCGAUUUGAAGGCAGAAUAUGGCUUCAAAGCAGUCGAACUGAUAAAAAUCUGGAAAUUUAUAAUGGACGGUUAUAUCCCGAAAGGCACAGCGAGAUACACAUACGAGUAUGAUGAAACUCAGGGCUACAACGGUUCCGAACUUCUGCAGAAAUAUCGAGACCGGUUUCCUUUGUUAGCUAUCGUAACACAAGGUGACUAUGGGAAAACUGUGUUUGACGACUUCUGUGAUGAUCAGGUAUACAGAAUCCACACGUUUACAUGUCAGAGACGCGCGGUCAUGAAGGAGACACGUGUGAAACAGGAUCCUCUCAAAUACAACUUCGUAUCUUACCCGGUGGAUACAGUCUACAAAUUCUGCGUGAUGAAAAGCAGAACAGAUUGGACUGAGCCGAUGACAUUGGCUGACAUUUUAAAUGAGUAUCCCUUCCCUAUCAUGGUGAAAUUUUCACCCAUGUGCAAAUACGUCAAAAUACACGACACAAUGGAUCUGACCGAGAAAAUCAGCAGUCUGCUUAUAAUUACGGCAUACGAGGAGACAUUCUUUACCGGGAAUUGCCUUGAAAAAGGUGUUAUUCAUCCUGGAAUCACAAUGGCGGCCCUUAGCCCGCGUAUCGAGUAUGCUGAGAUAACAGGAAUAAAAGGGAAAUCAGCCGAGACUUUCCGAAAGCAUCUAAAUACACUCGAAAGGUUUCUCAAAGACAAUGAUGUGACGUUCGAUAGGACGGCUGGAAAUCCAGCGGUAACGAGAAUGUCCGAAGAAGGAACAGGAACCGGAAACCCUGUACCGGAAGUUUUGAAAACCCUUAUACCAGAACUGAAAAGAAAACCACCGCCUGUACUCCCAAAACGAGAAAUGAUCAAUCCUAAGAGUAAGCAGGAGGAAUUAUUAGAGAGACCUCUCCCACCAAUUCCAAAUCAAAUUCCCAAACCGAAACCGAAAGCUGUCGUCCACCCUACGUUUCUCACAAUACAGAUGAAGCAGCAGACUGUCAGUGUUGACAAUUCUUCAGAUGCGGAUUAUACAUAUUUAGAAAUAGAAAACCUGUGUAUUGGAGAAAGGACAAACCCCGAAGCAGUCCGAAGAUGUUUAAAACAAAGCAGUGUAUCGGAUAUCAGUAAAUACUUGGUAGCGUUGAAGCUAGAUAAGUAUGUGGAAAGAUUUCGGGAAGAACUUAUCGAUGGGGAAAUAUUCGUUGACCUGACAGAUGAACUUCUUACAGAAUUCCAUAUGCAAAGGCUAGAGAUAAUUAGAUUGUUGAUGUUCAUAAAAACAGGGCAUAUCCCGCGCUGA